GUAAUCCCUAUAUAAGAUAAUGCUUAUCCCAUUUCUUUCCAGCUCAUUUGUAUUGGGAUGGUUGGCUCCAUCAUAUGAUUUCCUAUCCAUAUCAUCUGCACCACUGGUGGUUGUAGAUAACAUCAAUGAUAAUGAUCAAACUACUUUUAAUUCUCCCAAGUCAAUUCGACCUCUCGUCAUUUGGCAUGGUCUUGGUGACAACUACAAUUCAAGUUCUCAAAAUAGAGUCAUAUCCUUGAUCCAGGAAGUGCAUCCAACCAUUUUCAUUCAUUCAGCCUAUGCCGAUAUAGAUCCUGAAACUGAUGAGAAACUCUCUUUAUUUGGAGAUGCAAAUUUACAAAUUGAACUGGUUUGUUCAGAACUUCAAUCAAUCCCACAGUUACAAAAUGGGUUUGAUGCUAUAGGCUUUUCACAAGGUGGUCUUCUACUUCGUGGUCUUGUGGAAAGAUGUCCCUCAUUGGCAAUUAAUAACUUAAUUACCUUUGGUUCGCCACAUAUGGGAGUUAGUGAUCUCCCAUUAUGUUCAAACCCAAAAGAUUGGGUGUGUAAAAGAAGGAAUGCUAUACUCAAGUCACAAGUUUGGCUUGAUAGGAUCCAGCGUAGUAUACUCCCAGCGCUGUAUUUCCGUGAUCCUGUGCAAUAUGACAAAUAUAUAUUUCAUUCACAUUUCCUUGCUGAUGUUAAUAAUGAAUUGGUUGACACAUUCAAUGGGAGCUAUUCAGAAAAUCUUGUUAAAAUCAAUAAGCUUGUGUUGAUAAAGUUCAAUCAAGAUACUACACUUGUUCCUAAGGAUAGCGCUUGGUUUGCUGACGUUGAUAGUGUCACGGGUGAUAUUAUUCCGCUUGAUGAAACUUUAUUGUAUUCACAAGAUUUGAUUGGUCUUAAGGAAUUACAUCUUCAAAACAAGAUAGUAUUUCAAGAGAUUAAUGAAGAUCAUAUGGUGAUAUCAAAUGAAUUUUUGCUCAAAACAGUUCGAGAAUUUACUGGGGGGGUUGUAUGAAGAAAAUAUGUAUACAUAUAUAUAUUAUAAUAUAUCGGUAUAUAUACUUGAAC
[Candida] anglica is the source of this 1053-nucleotide messenger RNA. Lineage: Eukaryota; Fungi; Ascomycota; Pichiomycetes; Serinales; Debaryomycetaceae. The record is from the annotation of a GenBank genome assembly.